AUGAAGGUCCCAGCUUCAUUCCUCCUGCUCUCUGCCGUUGCCACGGCUCAGACGGUAAUUGAGUCCUCAAGCUUCGGUCAUGGCGCCAUGGUAGCGCCUAGCCGGGAGGGCAUCCCCGGUUGGGACAUUGGAGGAGAAGGACAUUUCCCUCAGAUUCUUUCGAACAAAGUCAUUUUGACGCCCCCAUACCCAGGCAAUACAAGAGGAUAUGCUUGGUCUCAAACCCCACUAUCCCAAUCAGAGUGGGCAGCCGAGUUUCAGUUUCGAGCCACUGGAGUUGAGAGAGCUGGAGGAAACCUCCAGUUUUGGUACGCCAAGGAUGGAAAAGAGAAAGUCGGCUCCGCGAGCAUCUACACCGUGGGCCAAUGGGAUGGGUUUGCCCUCGUCGUAGACACCCACAGUGGAAGGGGUGGCAGCAUUAGAGGUUUUCUUAACGACGGCACGACAGACUACAAGAGCCACAGGAGUGUCGAUAGCCUGGCUUUUGGACACUGCGACUACUCGUACCGUAACCUUGGACGGCCAUCUGUCGUCCGCGUCAAGUCCACUAAUUCCAUCUUUGAAGUCACGGUAGACGACAAGCCCUGCUUCGCCACGGACAAGGUUGCUAUCCCCGCUGGAAACACCAUAGGUGUCACAGCUGCGACUCCCGAAAACCCUGACUCUUUUGAAGUCUUCAAGGUUGUCCUCCAGACCGCUAGUUCUCCUGUGGGAAAAGCUCCCCCAGUCCAGGCGCAGAACACCAACCAGCAACCUCGCGCAGCCCAGCCCCAAGGAAACACCCAACAAGAGCAGGCUUCAUCAAACAAUCUCGGCUCGAUAAACGCACAAUUCGUGGACAUCGGCAGCCGCAUCCAGCUGAUCAACCACGCUACUAACAACAUCAUCCGCGAGCUUGGGAACCAGGCCUCCAAGUCCGAAACUAGACAAUCGGAGCUUCUCCAGCGACUUGCCACAAAGGAGCAAAUCCAAGGACUUGACGCUCGCCUCCAACGUAUGGAGCAAACGCUACUGUCUAUUCAACGUGACCUGGAAGGCAAGGACUACCGUGACCGAUUCAACCAGCUCCAUGAAACCCUGAGGUCGUCGCAUCAAAGCUUGACAGAGAACCUCAAGGACAAUGUGCUUAGUGUCAUCACGGCGUCAACCCCCCGCAUGGGCUUCUUCAUUUUUGCCAUUAUCGCUUUCCAGGUCCUCCUCGCUGGUUCAUACGUUAUUUACAAACGCCGCCGUGCCAAUAUGCCUAAGAAAUUUCUUUGA
This is a messenger RNA of Aspergillus mulundensis, 1260 nucleotides long. Its product is annotated as putative lectin family integral membrane protein. The transcript is spliced from 7 exons. The record is from RefSeq and is a predicted model, not a curated record. Gene Ontology annotation, biological process: Golgi organization; endoplasmic reticulum to Golgi vesicle-mediated transport; endoplasmic reticulum organization. Gene Ontology annotation, cellular component: Golgi membrane; endoplasmic reticulum membrane; COPII-coated ER to Golgi transport vesicle. The coding region runs from base 1 to 1260 and encodes 419 amino acids. Gene Ontology annotation, molecular function: D-mannose binding. Lineage: Eukaryota; Fungi; Ascomycota; Eurotiomycetes; Eurotiales; Aspergillaceae.